Molecule: messenger RNA, 1266 nt
Organism: Phycodurus eques (leafy seadragon)
Lineage: Eukaryota; Metazoa; Chordata; Actinopteri; Syngnathiformes; Syngnathidae
Gene: tspo
Product: translocator protein
Exons: 5
Coding region: 230-712 (160 amino acids)
Cellular component (GO): mitochondrial outer membrane
Source: RefSeq, a predicted model, not a curated record
UACAUGCUAGCGAAAGGGAGUGACUUGAGACAGUUGAGAUAAGGCUGCCCUGCCCAUUUAAGACAUUUAUAUCACAAGACAACAGCCUGACGCUUACAAAACUACUGUGGUUGUAAAUAAGCAACAGGACUGUAACGUAACGAUUUGCAAAACGCCAACCGUACAAGCGAGAGCAUAGGAAGUGAAGAACCGUGGACCACCUGCAUGUACAGUAUAAUCAGGAGAGAGAAUGUGGCUGCCCAUGGUUGGAUUGACCGCCCUGCCACAUCUUGGGGGGCUAUAUGGCGGUUACAUCACUCGAAAAGAGGUGAAGACCUGGUACCCCACCCUGCAGAAACCAUCGUGGCGGCCCCCAAAUGGAGCCUUCCCCAUAGUGUGGACCUGCCUUUAUACGGGAAUGGGGUACGGCUCCUACCUGGUGUGGAAAGAACUUGGUUUCACUGAGAACGCUGUGGUGCCACUGGGACUUUACGGGAUGCAGUUGGCACUCAACUGGGCGUGGACACCCAUCUUCUUUGGCGCACACAAACUCAAAUUGGCCUUCAUGGAGAUUGUGCUUCUAACUGGGACUGUCUGCGCCACCAUGUGGUCGUGGUAUCCCGUCAGCCGACCCGCCGCUGUGCUCAUGGCGCCCUACCUGACCUGGCUGUGUCUGGCCACCUCCCUCAACUACCGCAUAUGGAGGGACAACCCUGAGAAAAAGCAAGAGUAGAAGACAGAGCAGAUGUUUACGUGAGCCUUGAACAAACAGCAUCAGAAUUUUAAAUUUGGAUCAAUCCGUGUGGGUGCCAUUUAAAUCGAUCUCUUUCAAUGAAAUACAUUUUUAUUUGCACUAUGCUUAUGGUUUCUGAACCCAAACUGAUUGGAUUGUUAGGAUCACUUCACUGGCUUGUUGAUAACAAAUGACCAUUUGCACACGGUCAGAAUGACACUUUUGAAUUGCUUUAUUUAUAUUUACCGGCAGUCUUUUUACAGGUCUCUACAACACAGAUUUUGCUUCAUCAUUUCCUAAUGUAAUCAUAAAUAUUUGACAGUGCGCUUCUUGGAUGACAAUGCUUAAUCACAUUUCAUGAAACCUCACAUUUGAAGUUCUUCCAAAUAUGCAGCAGGAAUCAAAGACGGUACUGAAAUAUGUUAUGCGUCAAGUUUAAAGCAGAUUUUCUAAAUUGUUUGGUGUGUUUAAAAAAAAAAAAAAAAAAAAAAUGUUUUUUUGUUUUAACAGUGCCAUCUUUGCAUAUAUGAAUAAAAUGAUUCAUGAUAAUCAAA